Messenger RNA from Astrephomene gubernaculifera, 2774 nucleotides. NCBI's taxonomy places the organism in Eukaryota, Viridiplantae, Chlorophyta, Chlorophyceae, Chlamydomonadales, Astrephomenaceae. The record is from the annotation of a GenBank genome assembly.
AAACGCAUGUGCAAUAACUUUAAUGCAACCAUUGAAACCCUUUCGCCUAGCUAACCGAAGCUGCUCACUCCGUCACAAAACAAGUAACCCGCUGUAAAUGCUCAAUACUAUAACCGCCAUGUCAACCUACUUGCGACUGAUGUACAACAAUACACAGUGUGUAAGAAGUCAGCUAUCUUCCUAGGUUCCUUGGAUUUUAGGAGGUAGCGUCGUCAUUGGGCACCUUGCCGCAAGGACAACUCAGCCUGUGUGCAAAGCGUCUCCGCUUGCAUUACUGGAGGCAAUCUUCCCUAAGCUAUCUAUAGAGACACAUCAUUGCCACUUGCCGUGUUAACGAGCAAAGGACUCCAAGUUGCAAAUUGGGAGGUCGUAAUAAGCAACAUCCCAAGCGCAACUUUCACGAUAAAGCAAAAGAAGUGAACAAGUUCCUCACCUUCUGGAAGCUCGGACGGUUGGCUAACUCCUGAGCCCAUCCAAGUAACACCGCUAACAAGCCAUGGCCGGGAGGAUCUAUGUAGAUGCCAUCUGUCGCGUGGAACCCGGCAACAUGUCGUACAUCGACAAACUGGACGCACACCGCUUCCCAAUCCGCGAGAAACCUGUGCCGUACCACCCGAACACCACCAUCCCCGAGUCGGACCAGCAGCUGGAUGGCUCCCGCGGCGUCUACCAGCACUUCCACCGCCCCUUCAACGACCACUCGCGCUUCCUCAUCACCGCCUCCCCCCAGGCGCGCGCAGCCUACAGGGACAGCCCCCGACUGGCGCCGCCGCCCUGGGACGGCAGCACCCUAGAUGCGGACCCUGCAACAACCACCACCGCCCCCCGGCGCCCCUCCUCCGCGCCCCCUGGUGGCCGCCCCAGCGCUGUCUCCGCCGCCUCCGCCUCCGCCUCCCCGUCCCGCUCCUCCCCGCAGCGCCCCGGCAGUGCGCGGAGAGGGGGCGGCGAGGGGCAGGAUCUGGGUAUUGUGGGGGCGGGUGCCUCGCUGUUCGACAACAUGACCACCAAGACAGGCCGGCCCUGCUACACGGUCCCCUCGCUGGUCGCCGCGCACAUGGAGAGCGGCACGCCGGUGUGGGAGGCGGUUCCGGAGCGCGGCGCGGGGGACUGGCGGGUGGCGCGAGUGCAGACGUACGCGGUCCCCCCCUCGCGUGUGGGUUACGGCGAGGGCGGUGUGCGCCCCUUCCAUCAGGACUACCGCCACUACAAGUACUACGGAUUCGGGGGGCACGGAGCCAAGACCAGCUGGGCUCACAACCCCAAGUACAACAGGAUCUACGCCGACUUCUUCAGCGCCGACCCACGGGACACCACAGUGGUGGUCAGCGGCGGCUACGACGAGCCCUCCGCGCCGCCACUGCAGGAGAGCCUGGACGGCCCGCGCCGCCCGCUGACCCCCCUGGAGCGGCAGCUGGUGACGCAGUUCAGCUGGCACAACUACGAUGCCGAGGGGGUGCCCUCCUCCCGUGACGUGGCCCAGCUGCUGGCUGACGUGGCGGUGGGCCGCACCCCGGACGCACGCACCCUGCGGCACCUCAAGGUACCCCAGAGGUCCGCGCCGGGCGGCCCGCGCCCGCUGUCGCCUCAGCAGCUGCGCAAGCAGCAGCAGCGGGAGGCGGCGGAGGAGGCGGCGCUACUGUUUGGCAGCAGCAGCAGCGCCAGGCGGAGGGUGGCGGCAAGCACGGGAGGCGGGGCCAGACCGCAGCAAGGGCAGGGUGGGGUGCAGGGUGGGGUGCAGGGGGCGAGGUCGACGGGUGGGGGCAGCGGGAGGCCGCAGAGCGCCCCCCGGAGGAGUACGGGACAGUUACCGUUUUCGGGUGGCAAGGCGCGACCCGUGCUACUGGAGCCCUACCACACCAAGGUCGACCUGCGUGCCCCGCUCUCCCACGGUGGCGGCCCCGCCCCCGCCCCCGCCACCCCUGCUGCUGUGCACGGUCCCAACACCGCCCGUGUCACCACCUACCGCCAGCUCCCCUCACCCUACGCGGGCGAGGCCAACAGCUCCCCCAACCAUGGCUCCCAGUCGCCCUGGCACCAGCGCUACAACCACUACAAGUACGCGGGAUUCGCGGGCAAGGGCGCCACGUCUAGUUGGGCGCGGAACCCCAAGUACGCGUUCAUGUUUGAUAGCGGACGUAGUGGAUGACGGGGGGGGGCGGGUUGCCCCGGUUGUGUGGGUGUGUGGGUGAGCGUGGCUUACGACUUGUGUUUCUUUGAGUGGUAUGUUCCGACCCUUUAUACAUUUAGGGAAUGUGCGUUCGUACAGGGGAACGAGGCUUUCAAGGCUAGGUUUUAUUUAUGAAUAUAUUGAGUUGUGCGAGCUGCUUGCCAAUAUGCUACGUGGGUGUAUCCUCGCGACAUCCGAAACGGGGGCGCGCUGCGUGCGUUACUGGUGUACCGUUCAUGUCUAUCGCUGGCUGCUUGCAAUGGCCCGCUGUUGUUCGAAUUGUACGGCCGCUGAUGCUGGUGGGGCUGUGAGGGCGGCGGGCGGCCGUGAGGGCACAACUUGCAACAGGGAACAACUCAUCUAGCGAGCUGGAGGUGAGGGGAGCGUGUGGUGGUUUGGCUGGGGAUAGGAGAUCCCGUGCGUCUUUAUCGCAAGCAAUGUGCGUGACAUCAUAACUUGGUAUGUACAACUAUAUGUUUACUGGUGUUUCGUUACCGUCAACGAACUGUUUUAUAUGACUUUCACGUCUCAACAGCAGCGGUGGAGUCUCUUACCUUAUCAGAUUUACAACCCCAGCGUCGCUGCAAGGAUGGUGUGUAAACUGCAA